AUGACGCACGCUAAUGCAGCUGAACUGGAGGCAAUCCGGUUAGAAUAUCGGGCUUCUUUGGCGGAUCUCACGUUCAACUCUAAGCCAAUCAUCACCAAUCUGACCAUUAUCGCACAAGAAAAUACUCCUGCCGCCCCAGCUAUCGUCCAAGCCAUUGAGGACCAGAUGCGAAAUGCACAGCCGAAGCAAAAGUUACCAGUAUUGUACUUGAUGGAUUCCAUCAUUAAGAAUGUCGGCGGUAUUUAUAUCAACCUCUUUGCACGCAACAUUGUCCGCAUCUUUGUCUCCGCCUACGAAAUGGUCGAUGCGGAUGACAAACAGAGAUUCUUCAAAGUGCUGAGCACCUGGAAAAGUCAACCGACUGGUCCAAUAUUUUCUAACAAUAUAAUGGCGGGUAUAGAAAGCGCUAUGAGGAAGGCCGCAGGGCAACCUAGACGGCGACCUUCACUUGGACAAAUUCAUGUAAAUCCUAAUUUUGUGGCUCGAGGGCAGUCAUUCUCACCACAAUCCACUACUGCAUCACCCAACGUUCUGACCAUGCCCACUAAUCAACCAAAUUCACAAGAUCGGUCUGCUACUCGUAGGUACGGUGCUAACACUCCGUAUGACCGACCACAAGGCGGCCGCGGCCGACCGGAAUCUGGCCCACAAAGACGAGGUAACAGAGCAGAAGGCAGACUCGAUACCCGCCGUCACCCCUCUCCCAUCCAAGACGCUAGGUUAUCUGACAAAGGAUCGUAUGCCCAGGGCCCAUCAACCCUAGCAUUUGGCAAUGGACGAUCUUCAGGGCUCUCACCAGCGAUUCCCUCAGUUACGACGGCGACACCUAUUUCCCAGCCUUCGAUGGCAUUGGAUGUAGUGUCUCUGCAGCAGCAAAUUCAAUCUCUACUCGCUCAGAAAGAAGCGCUUGCAAUUCUUAAUCCGCUGGAUACUUCGAAUGCUGGCCACAUUCAAGUACUUACCCAGCUACUUGGAGCUAUGCAGAACACUGCCUUAGAUGCGGCUUCUAUACAGCAAAUCGCUCAAAUGUUACAACAAUACGCAUUAGCAUCCGUUCCCGCCGUUCCUCUACCACAACCCGUAGCACCCCCUGCGCAACUUCCUCCCAUUCUUUCCACAAUCCUCCCUUCUCAACCUCUACCCCUUCCGAAUGCCAGCAUGGGUUUUGGUAUGUCGGCGGCACCCUUUUUGCAACGAAAGUACUCGACACCAGGUUCUGGAUUGGUUACUCCACACGCUGUUGCCGGCAAUCUUUCGGGUGGUGUGCAAGGUCUUUUAGCUAAUGCCUCUGCCCUCGAUGGAUUGUUGGACACGCUAAAGUGGGCCUCGGGAUCCUCGAAGACGGGCACCAUGAUCGGGAAUCUACCAUUUGGGUCUGGUAUUGCAGUACCGUCCGCUGUGGCACAGGAUGAUGGGGCGGUUAUUGGUGGUGGGGAGCAUGGUGGAGGCCGGGUCCGAACCGUGAAGGAUUUGCCGAUUAUUAGAUUGGUAAAUGAGGAUAUCAACAAGACCUACCCAAAUGCCGUGGAACUCCUUUACGAAGCAUUGGACCUCCAAUGCAGACAAUGCGGUACACGAUACAUGCGGAAUGACACGGGACGAGGAAAAAUGGAUGCACAUCUUGAUUGGCAUUUUCGACAAAAUCGCCGAGCAAAGGAAAAGGCAAAGAAGGCGAUAUCGCGUGAUUGGUUUGUUAGUGAGGAGGAUUGGAUCAAGGAGCAGGAAGUGGAUAUUAAGGAUCGUAAAGCACCAACCCUGUUUUUCGAAAACGACAAAACUGUCGAAGAAGCUGUUGAAGAGGUUUCCAAUAUUCCUGCGGAAGGUGAAACGAAUCCACGAUGUACAGUAUGUCAAGAACCCUUGGAAAAGUUUUAUGAUGAGGAGAUGGAUGAUUGGAUGUUGAGAGCUUCGGUUAGGGUUGAUGGAAAGUUGUAUCAUCAAGCAUGCUACCAGGAUGCCCAAAAGGAUGGUAUCCCGUCAACGAAUGGAACGCAAGUCAUUUCUCCGUCUACUGGGAAGCGAAAACGUGAGGAUCAAGAGGAGACUCUAGCACGGGAGGGCAAAAGUAAUAGUCCACCUCAAAUUAUUGCCAUACCUACGCCGCCGCACCUGAUGGCAGCGUCCCAACCAUUGAUACCCAUCGGAAGUGUGGCACUGGGAGAGGGAUUGACUGGGCUGGUAUCGGGUGUGUCAGCUGCGUCUUUGUUGUCAUCGUUGGGAGCUGGAAGUAUGGUUGGGAAUGCGAAUGUGUCAGAGGAUGUUGUGAAGCGAUUGAAGCUUUCCGGAUGA
This is a messenger RNA of Spizellomyces punctatus DAOM BR117, 2289 nucleotides long. RefSeq lists its product as uncharacterized. NCBI's taxonomy places the organism in Eukaryota, Fungi, Chytridiomycota, Chytridiomycetes, Spizellomycetales, Spizellomycetaceae. Gene Ontology annotation, cellular component: cytoplasm; mRNA cleavage factor complex. Gene Ontology annotation, biological process: termination of RNA polymerase II transcription. The coding region runs from base 1 to 2289 and encodes 762 amino acids. The transcript is spliced from 8 exons. The record is from RefSeq and is a predicted model, not a curated record. Gene Ontology annotation, molecular function: mRNA binding; RNA polymerase II complex binding.